Molecule: messenger RNA, 950 nt
Organism: Cucurbita moschata (crookneck pumpkin)
Lineage: Eukaryota; Viridiplantae; Streptophyta; Magnoliopsida; Cucurbitales; Cucurbitaceae
Product: NAD(P)H dehydrogenase (quinone) FQR1-like
Exons: 4
Coding region: 125-733 (202 amino acids)
Molecular function (GO): FMN binding; NAD(P)H dehydrogenase (quinone) activity
Source: RefSeq, a predicted model, not a curated record
CACUAUAAAUUGGGGUCCCCUCCACGUCUCUACCGUCAAACAUUUCGCUCACCCACUUAAGAUUUUCCUUUCCGAAGCAAAAUUGAGGAGAAAAGAAGAAGACAGGCGCGAGAAUCCAUCAAUAAUGGCCACCAAAGUUUACAUUGUUUACUAUUCCAUGUAUGGACAUGUCUUGAAGCUGGCAGAGGAAAUUCAGAAAGGAGCUGCUUCUGUAGAGGGAGUGGAAGUCAAAUUAUGGCAGGUGCCAGAAACAUUGCCACUAGAGGUUCUUGAGAAGAUGCAAGCACCGUCAAAGGGUGAAGCACCCAUCAUUUCACCAAACGAACUUGCUGAAGCUGAUGGCUUACUGUUUGGAUUCCCUACAAGAUUCGGAAUGAUGUGUGCUCAAUUCAAAGCAUUCCUGGAUGCAACUGGAGGUUUAUGGAGAACUCAAUCACUUUCAGGCAAGCCUGCAGGCAUUUUCUAUAGCACUGCUUCUCAAGGAGGUGGACAGGAGACUACUCCCUUAACAGCCAUUACUCAGUUGGUUCAUCAUGGAAUGCUAUUUGUUCCGAUUGGAUAUUCGUUCGGAGCUGGAAUGUUCGAGAUGGAGAACAUCAAGGGCGGAAGUCCCUACGGUGCUGGAACUUUAGCUGGCGAUGGCUCGAGACAGCCCUCUGAACUUGAACUUCAGCAAGCUUUCCACCAGGGAAAGCACUUUGCUGGCAUUGCAAAGAAGCUCAAGGGAAACUGACUGUUUUCUAUAAUAUUGGUCAUACUAUGCUUAUUAUUUGUUCUCCCUUCCAUUAUAUGUAUAGCUAUUCUCUAUUCUCUGUUGAAGAAUUUGCUAUGUCCUGUUGAAUAUCUCUGUGUUGCCUUUUACUUGUGUAUCUAUUGAAGCUUACACAGCUACCAAACACUAUUAUCUAUCAAAGUUGUCUGUUGUGUAUUUUAAUGUAAACUGUUAAACC